Tupaia belangeri chinensis (Chinese tree shrew) is the source of this 2015-nucleotide messenger RNA. It is a transcript of the gene PMPCA, whose product is annotated as peptidase, mitochondrial processing subunit alpha. Gene Ontology annotation, cellular component: mitochondrion. The record is from RefSeq and is a predicted model, not a curated record. Gene Ontology annotation, molecular function: metalloendopeptidase activity; metal ion binding. NCBI's taxonomy places the organism in Eukaryota, Metazoa, Chordata, Mammalia, Scandentia, Tupaiidae.
GUUCGCGCCCCCUGCGUACCGACAGUUCAGCAGCGGUGGAGCCUGUCCCAGCGUGCCCCUCUCCUCCCCCUUGCCCGGAGUACCCAAGCCUGUUUUUGCGACAGUUGACAGACAGGAAAAGUUUGAAACCAGAGUCACCACGCUGGAUAAUGGGCUUCGCGUGGCCUCUCAGAAUAAGUUUGGCCAGUUCUGUACGGUCGGAAUCCUUAUCAAUUCGGGAUCAAGAUACGAAGCCAAGUACCUCAGUGGAAUUGCUCACUUUUUGGAAAAGUUGGCAUUUUCGUCUACAGCUCGCUUUGAUAGCAGAGAUGAGAUCUUGCUGACCUUGGAAAAGCACGGGGGAAUUUGUGACUGCCAGACAUCAAGAGACACCACCAUGUACGCCGUGUCUGCUGACAGCAGAGGCCUGGACACAGUGGUGGGCCUGCUGGCGGAUGAAGAAAUCGAGAUGACACGAAUGGCUGUCCAGUUUGAGCUGGAGGACCUGAAUAUGCGGCCUGACCCAGAACCGCUCCUCACCGAGAUGAUUCACGAAGCAGCGUACAGGGGGAACACGGUUGGCCUGCGCCGCUUCUGCCCUGCAGAGAACAUAGCGAGGAUUGACCGUGAGCUGCUCCAUUCCUACCUGAGAAACUACUACACCCCCGACCGCAUGGUGCUGGCCGGCGUGGGCGUUGAGCACGAGCUUCUGGUGGCAUGUGCUGAGAAGCACCUCCUGGGAGCCCGGCCAGCCUGGGGGGACGCGGUGGCUGUGGACGUCGACCAGUCGGUGGCACAGUACACUGGGGGCAUCGUCAAGCUGGAACGAGACAUGGCCAACGUCAGCCUGGGCCCCACGCCGAUCCCUGAGCUCACGCACAUCAUGGUGGCACUGGAGAGCUGUUCCUUCCUGGAGGGUGACUUCAUCCCGUUCGCCGUGCUGAACACGAUGAUGGGCGGUGGCGGCUCCUUCUCAGCUGGCGGCCCCGGCAAGGGCAUGUUCUCCAGGCUCUACCUGCACGUGCUCAACAGGCACCACUGGAUGUACAGUGCGACGUCGUACCACCACAGCUAUGAGGACACGGGCCUCUUGUGUAUUCACGCCAGCGCCGACCCAAGGCAGGUGCGAGAGAUGGUGGAGGUCGUCACCAAGGAGUUCACUCUCAUGGCCGGAGCCGUGGACGCGGUGGAGCUGGAGCGAGCCAAGACACAGCUGAUGUCGAUGCUGAUGAUGAACCUGGAGUCCAGGCCCGUGAUCUUUGAGGACGUGGGACGGCAGGUGCUGGCCACCCGUUCCCGGAAGCUCCCCCAUGAGCUCUGCACCCUCAUCAGUGACGUGAAGCCAGAAGACGUGAAGAGAGUAGCUUCAAAAAUGCUCCGGGGGAAGCCUGCGGUGGCCGCCCUGGGCGACUUGGCUGGCCUGCCUGCCUACGAGCACAUCCAGGCAGCUCUGUCCAGCAAGGAUGGGCGGCUGCCCAGGACAUAUCGCCUGUUCCGGUAGUUCCUGGGCCCUCGCAGGACCCUGGAGCAGUCACAGGAGUGAACCCCGUGUGUCCGUGUCUGGCGCGAACCGUCGUGAACACUCUGGUCUGUAAACAUGCAGACGGGUCUCCCACUUGAGUGCACGUUUCAUGUUGCCAGAGCAGCCACUCCGUUCCCAUUCGUUCAGAAUUGAGAAGGCCAGGCAGCGGCAUAGGUGUCCACCCUGUCCCUCUGGGCGAGACCGAGUGUGGCCUGCUGUGGGAAGAGCAUGCACGCCCGCCUGCAGCUGCACCCGGGCACACGGGCUUGCAGACUCCGUCCACUGCCUGGCCUACCAGGUGCCACCUGGGCAUCUGAGCGUGCAGCCUUGCAGGUCCUUGGAGAUGGCGGUCACAGGGUGAGCCCCACACAUUGAUCCGUCUGGCCCCAUAGUGUAGGCAGAAGGCAGUGUUCUGACAGUUCCUGGGACUGCCCCUCACAGACCCGACCAGCAGGAACCAUUUACCUGCACGUAGUCGGCAAGGCCACUGUGCUAAUAAAUGGUGGACGUCUCA